CGCGUUUCCGGUAGGGCAUCCGUCCAGGGAGGACCGAGCAGGGAGUGUCUGUUAGAAACUAAAAACAACGUCGAGAAGCCUGUUCCAACGACUCCGUCAGCAGGUCACCAUGGCAUCCAGCGGCAUGAGCAGUGAGGAGGAGAGGAGUUUGCGGGAAUGCGAGCUCUACGUGCAGAAGCACAGCAUCCAGCAGCUGCUGAAGGACUGCAUCGUGCAGCUGUGCACGUCCAGGCCCGAACGACCCAUGGCUUUCCUCAGAGAGUACUUUGAGAGGCUCGAAAAGGAGGAGGCGAAACAGAUGCUGGGCCAGCAGAAGUCUAACUCUCGCUCGGAUUCCAGAGAAGAUGAGAUUUCUCCUCCUAUGAACCCCGUGGUUAAGGGUCGUCGGCGUCGCGGUGCCAUCAGUGCCGAGGUCUACACUGAGGAGGAUGCCGCGUCCUACGUCAGAAAGGUCAUUCCAAAAGACUAUAAAACAAUGGCUGCCCUUGCUAAAGCAAUUGAGAAGAACGUGUUGUUUGCACAUCUUGACGAUAAUGAAAGAAGUGACAUAUUUGAUGCCAUGUUUCCAGUUAACUACAUUGCAGGAGAGACCGUCAUUCAGCAAGGGGAUGAGGGUGAUAACUUCUAUGUUAUUGAUCAGGGUGAAAUGGAUGUGUAUGUUAAUAACGCGUGGGUGACCAGUAUUGGCGAGGGGGGCAGCUUCGGUGAACUGGCCCUAAUCUAUGGCACACCAAGGGCAGCAACAGUCCGAGCCAAGAGUAAUGCCAAGCUGUGGGGUAUCGACAGGGACAGCUACCGGAGAAUACUCAUGGGAAGCACUCUGAGGAAGAGGAAGAUGUAUGAAGAGUUCCUCAGCAAGGUGUCGAUCUUAGAAUCUUUGGACAAAUGGGAGCGACUAACUGUGGCCGAUGCCCUCGAGACAGUGCAGUUUGAGGAUGGCCAGAAGAUCGUUGUUCAAGGGCAACCUGGAGACGAGUUUUUCAUCAUUCUUGAGGGAUCUGCAGCUGUGCUCCAGAGGCGCUCGGAGAACGAGGAGUUUGUGGAGGUCGGCAGGCUUGGACCCUCUGACUACUUUGGUGAGAUCGCUCUGCUCAUGAACCGGCCCCGUGCAGCCACUGUGGUGGCGCGUAGCCCUCUGAAGUGCGUGAAGCUCGACCGGCCGCGCUUCGAGCGCGUGCUCGGCCCCUGCUCAGACAUCCUCAAGAGGAACAUUCAGCAGUACAACAGCUUUGUCUCGCUGUCCGUCUGAGCCAGGUGCCUGCUAGGUUCGGUGCUCUGAUGUGGCUUCUACCCCAUCACACGUGUGGGUUUGCGAAUGUAUCGACUGGCAGAACAUCGGUCUUAGCUGGAGAGAUGGAAAGUCAACCGUUUUGCCACUGAGGCCUCUUCAGUGCGAAAGGGUUGAAACGUGCUGGUUAAUCAGGAACUUAUCUGGCUUCCAAAUAUCUUUUAUUUAAAAACAAAAACAACAACAAAAAAAACAAGCAAACAAAAUAUGGUGCGGUGAUUGUGUCAGGAGAAUCACUGUAAACGCGCAUUGUGUCCAUGUAGUACGUCAUAGGGAGCCGUUUUAAAGUGUUUGCAAUUUACAAGUAAUUUUCUUCAUCAUUUGACUAUAGUUAAGCCAAAGGCAAAUCUGUGUUGUGUAUGAGGUUUGUCAGUUACAUUAGUUUUUGUCAAGAGUACUGAAGUCACCAUACUUCCCAUGGUGAUCAGCUUUGCUUUUUUCUAGGCCUAGUUGCACAUAUAUAGCAUAUGUAAAUUAUUAUAUUGUACUAGAAGUAAAUGACCAUAACUGUA
This is a messenger RNA of Electrophorus electricus (electric eel), 1800 nucleotides long. It is a transcript of the gene prkar1aa, whose product is annotated as protein kinase, cAMP-dependent, regulatory, type I, alpha (tissue specific extinguisher 1) a. Lineage: Eukaryota; Metazoa; Chordata; Actinopteri; Gymnotiformes; Gymnotidae. The record is from RefSeq and is a predicted model, not a curated record. Gene Ontology annotation, molecular function: cAMP-dependent protein kinase inhibitor activity; protein kinase A catalytic subunit binding; cAMP binding. Gene Ontology annotation, biological process: negative regulation of cAMP-dependent protein kinase activity. Gene Ontology annotation, cellular component: cAMP-dependent protein kinase complex; cytosol.